Cydia splendana is the source of this 2345-nucleotide messenger RNA. RefSeq names its product lachesin-like. The record is from RefSeq and is a predicted model, not a curated record. The transcript is spliced from 10 exons. Gene Ontology annotation, cellular component: neuron projection. Lineage: Eukaryota; Metazoa; Arthropoda; Insecta; Lepidoptera; Tortricidae. Bases 92 to 1270 code for a protein of 392 amino acids.
GGGGCCCUGCGUCCCGACCGUUGAAAACGCGAUCCAAACUUUCGAACUUCGAACAUACACAUUUCGUUACUGGCCGGUGUUUUUGUGUAAAAUGCGCUUGUACGUUGUGAUGAAGUGGGAAAUACAGUUGAUAGUGUUGGGAAUUUCAGUGUUGUUCCGCUGCACGGAUUCCAUCGAUUUGCCAACAUUCGUGGGUCCAGGGUCCAACGUGACUGUAGCAGUGGGCAGAGAUGCAGCACUCACGUGUAGAGUGGAUAACCUACAAACGUUUAAGGUGGCGUGGCUCCGCGUAGACACGCAAACCAUCCUCACCAUCGCCGGGCACGUGAUCACGAAGAACCACCGUAUCAGCGUCGGGCACGGCGACGGGACCUGGACCCUGGGUCUCAAGGACGUGGGGCCGGGCGACGGCGGCAGAUACAUGUGCCAAGUCAACACGGAGCCCAUGAUGAGUCAGACGCAUCGGCUGCAGGUUGUCGUUCCACCAGACAUCGAUGAUGAAGCCAGCAGCGGCGAGAUCCUAAUGAAGGAAGGCGAAGACGCCACGCUGAGGUGUAUGGCCUCGGGGACCCCGCCCCCGACUAUAGUCUGGAGGAGAGAAGACUCUAGGCAUUUUAGGAUUAACAAUUCUACAUUAGUAUCCAAAUGGAACGGGGAGUGGCUGAACUUGACCGGCGCCGAGCGCGCGGCAUCCGGCGCGUAUCUCUGCAUCGCUAGCAACGGAGUCCCGCCGUCUGUGAGCAAGAGAAUCAUCAUUAAAAUGAUGUUCGCUCCUUCGAUCUGGGCAGGACGAGUCGCCAUCCGCGCGCCUGCAGGCAGCGCCGUAACCCUCACUUGCACUGCAGAGGCGUUCCCUGUACCACUAGUCUAUUGGACGCUGAACGACCAGAAACUCACUAACAGUUCCAAGCAUAGAAUGACCGUGUCGUCCCGCGGCUUCCGCCACUCCCUAUCGCUGCUCGUCGCUGGCGUGUCACGUGCUGACGCGGGCGCGUACCGCUGCGGCGCCGAGAACGCCUACGGGCGUGCACAUGCCGAAUUAUUGCUGCACACGUUAACAACAACGACGACGACAACGACAACAACAACCACGACAACGACAACUACAACCACCACGCCGCCACCCACCACCACCACUAUGUUCUAUGACGUAGAGCAACACUUGGAGCAACUGCACCGAGGGGUCCUGGAGGACCCUGCUCUGGGGGACCCCUACAUUGUGCUCAGCCAACACCAGAUGCAGAACCUUGACAUGGCAACAACGAUAUGACCAGAGGCCGGGCGCGGCGCCCCAUGGAGCGAAGGCUGGCCGCCGCUCGCCGGCCGCGCCGCGCGCCCCGCACUCCUCUGGGCCCCCCUCCUCGCACUGCUCUCAGCGGCGUGAUGGUGCGCGCGCAAUUAGACUUGGUGGCCGUUGUGUUUGUAAAUGGGUUGGAAAUGUUUUGGUUAUGUUGAUCGAGAAUAUAAAAUUAAAUAGUUUAAGAGGUGAGGAGAUAGUUAAACUUGCAGCAAUUUGAGUGUGUAUCGAUUCCGUUGGGAGUGAGCUAUGUUUAUAUUAAUUUAUUUAUAUGUGGAUACCAACAGUUAGUGAAUAUACUAUGUAAAUAAAGGCAAGUAGGUAUAAAGUUUGGAUAGGAAUCGAUAUUAUUCUGCGGACGUAUGAUGAACACUAUUAUUGAUGAGAUAAGAAUAUAAUAUAAGUAGGUAGAAUAACGUUACUUUAUAACAACGCUCGAUACAUAGAGAAAGAUUAUUUAAAAUAUCAUAUCAUUAUCACAUCGAUAAAUUUAUGCAUCGUACGGCCGUUGGAUAAACUCAGAGAUGUAAAAUAUAAAAUACUUAAAGAGUAUUUUUAGUUAAUUCGCUUUACGAAUUUUAUAUAUUUUCAGUGUUAAGCUAUUGGUACAUUAAGAUGUUCGCUGUACAUAAUUUUGCACAGAUCUAGUCAUAUCAGAUAGAACACGGGGAAAUUGUCAUUUGUAUAAUAAGUAUACGUACCCCUCGUCCUGAUUAGGCUUAAUUAAAAUUAAAUGGUGAUGAUAUAAGACAGUUUGGUUUAUUUUUAUUCUUUAAAGUUGUAUGUAAAAACAGAGUUGAAUUCAAUUCUUGACAGAUAUUCGUGACCUUGAAUAUUAUUGAGGAUGAAAACUAUUAUUCAUACAACUUGCAAUAAAAAAACAGAAGUGCUCAAAGUAGCGAAUUAAAAAACGCGUCAAAUUUAUCUGCCACGCCACCCUAUAAAACGUUUCCAAGUAGAUACAAAUCUCUACAGUUUGCAUUCAGAAGUAUCAGUUACAUUCUAAUUGUUCUAUAUAUAGAGAUAUAUCAGUCGAAUCCCACUUUUG